Vigna angularis (adzuki bean) is the source of this 2567-nucleotide messenger RNA. RefSeq lists its product as uncharacterized. The transcript is spliced from 7 exons. Gene Ontology annotation, molecular function: protein binding. The record is from RefSeq and is a predicted model, not a curated record. Lineage: Eukaryota; Viridiplantae; Streptophyta; Magnoliopsida; Fabales; Fabaceae. Bases 13 to 2355 code for a protein of 780 amino acids.
AGUUGAAGCAGGAUGAGUGCGAUCAAUUAUGGAUAUGUUGAGGAGGAGUUCUCGAACCGUCUGGCGGAGUGCACAUUUGAAGGGAAAUGGGAUGAGGUUGAGGAGAUGUACAAUGAAAACCCAGCGUGUCACACGGCAAUGAUUGACGAUUCCGUCGGCACUGCACUGCACGUGGCCGUGGAUUUGGACAAAGAAGAGGUGGUUGAAAAGCUUGUGAAAGCCAUUAUCAGACACAACACGAUGAAGGCUCUGAAAAUGAGGAACGAUCGAGGGGAUACCGCUCUGCAUGUUGCUGCUUCCAGGGAUUUCACAAAGAUAUGUCAGAUCAUCGUAGGAAAGAAUCCGGAGGAUAGGACUUAUUUAGUGGAAUGCAAGAACAAAGAUGGAGAGACUCCUCUCUUUCAAGCCGCUCUCAACGGGAAGAAACAGACCUUUGCUUAUCUUUCUAAACUUUUUGACCACAGCGCUCGCUGGCAAUAUCUUGUGCGAGAGAACGGUGACAGUAUUCUUCACUGUGCUAUCAGGAGAGAGUAUUUCGAUUUGGCUGUGAUAAUAGUGCAUUACUAUGAUUUUCUUAGCACACAUUUGAAUAAAGAGGGAUUCACACCUCUUAAAGUCCUUGCAACCAGGCCCUCGGCUUUCAGAAGUGCUACCAAACUUUCAUGGUGGAAGCAAAUCCUGUACCACUGUAUCCUUGUGGAACCAGUGAAGCCUGAAAGACAAAUGAACAAGAUUUUGAAAAAGAUGGAGAAGAAAUCAAAUGACUCAAAAUUUAGUUAUCCAGAGAACUAUACCACAUUAUGUGAAUUCAUUGCUGGAUUCAAAAGUCUUGGUGCUCGAACUGACAACUGUUUUACUCAAAGAAAUCAGCAAGAUUCAGAAAACCCAACAAUUAAGGAGCGUAAAAUCGUAUCUGAAACUGCUGGGGUUGGAUUUUGGCCACCAAAUUAUGAAACCAGUCGACAAUUUCUGAGGUCUGCAUAUGUACAUACUCUUCGUUUCACAGGAGUAGGAUUAAAGGAAAUAAGUAAUAUGAAGAGGAGACACGAAUGGAGUGGUCAACUAUUGAAGGCACUGUUGAAAAGACCUUAUGAAGCAUUCACAGGAUAUGGGGUUCCUCCAGAUAUUCCAGUUGAUGAAGAAAUGUAUAAUGUUUUUAACCAACUUAAAUCAGGUGAAUCAAGAGAGUCAGGGUCGAACGAAGAAGAAAUAGAAAUAGAAGAAGUAAAAAUAGAGGAUAAGGAGAAAAAAUCUUCGAGCCCAAGUGACAGUAUUGACAAAACGGAGACAGCAUUCCUGGUUGCGGCAAGAACUAUGGUGAAUGAACUUUUAGAGCGAAUUCCAAGUGUGAUCCAUAACUUGAAUGCAAAGAAAGAAAAAGAAAAAAAGGAAAUUUCAAGGGCAAGUGACAGUAUUGACAAAACGGAGACAGCAUUCCUGGUUGCGGCAAGAAAUGGCAUAAUUGAAAUGGUGAAUGAACUUUUAGACCAAAUUCCAAGUGUGAUCCAUAACUUGAAUGCAAACAAAGAGAACGUGCUGCUGGUGGCAGUGAUGAAUAGGCAACCCUUUGUUAUUAAGAAAUUGAAAAUGAAGGUAAAAGGAGAAGUUUGGAAUAAUUUAACUCUGGCAAUAGAUAAAAAUGAGAGGACCAUAUUGCACUGGGCAGCAGAUGCUCCAGGAGACGACAAGCAUACAAAGAUAGCUGGUUCUGCCUUGCAAAUGAUGUGGGAUAUAAAGUGGUUUCGGUAUAUUGAAAGCCUCGUACCAGAACACUUUUACUUAAGAAGCGACACAGUGGGCGAAACUGCAGAGGAAAUAUUUGAGGAUAAACACAAAGUUCUCAUUGAGAAAAGUAGCGAGUGGCUGAAGGACACAUCUGAGUCUUGCUCUGUUGUGGCUGCACUUGUUGCUGGUGUUUCCUUUGCUACGGCCACCACCAUUCCCGGUAAUACUGACCAAGAAGGUAGGCCUAAUUUAGAAGGCGAACCUGUAUUCGAUGUAUUUGCUGUUUCUUCACUUGUUGGACUUUGCUCCUCUGUCACCGGGCUCAUAAUGUUCCUUACCAUCCUCACUUCUCGAAAGCAAUCCAAAGAUUUUCGCAGAGAUUUGCCAUUCAAACUUCUUCUAGGCCUCAGUUCUCUUUUUGUAUCCAUUGCUGCAAUGUUUGUCUCUUUCUGCUCCGGUCAUUACUUUCUGCUUAGUCACACAUACAGGACGGUUCUAUACCCCCUUUAUGCAGUCACUGUUUUUCCACUCAUGUUCUAUGCCGUGUCGCAGUUUCCACUAUACUUUGAUCUUAUAAUAGCCAUUUUAUCUCAGGUGCCAUGGGCAACUAAUAGAGGAGACAAGCUAUAGCACCUAUGCUACUACAUGUCAUUGUUUGUGCUGUACUGGUUCAUCAUUCAUGCAGCCAUUCAAAUCAAUUUCCCUUUUUCAGUUAAGUUUUGUGUUUUGUCUGUGAUUUUGAGCUUGUUUUCUUGGUGUGAAUAAUCAUGUAUUUUUUUGAGCUAUGAAAAAUAGCCUUUGAAUUGUAGCAAAUUUGUGGUUGUUGCUUGUAAAGUUGCGAU